Mytilus trossulus (common blue mussel) is the source of this 664-nucleotide messenger RNA. Its product is annotated as extracellular matrix organizing protein FRAS1-like. The record is from RefSeq and is a predicted model, not a curated record. The transcript has 8 exons. Gene Ontology annotation, cellular component: extracellular region. NCBI's taxonomy places the organism in Eukaryota, Metazoa, Mollusca, Bivalvia, Mytilida, Mytilidae. Gene Ontology annotation, molecular function: protein binding. Bases 119 to 664 code for a protein of 181 amino acids.
UGACUGGUUCACUGGACUGGUUACAGGAGAUUGUUUAUAUGAAAGCAAUACAUACAAGAGGAACACACUAUGGUCACCUAACAGUUGUUCCAUAUGUACCUGUGAAGAUCCUGUUGUUAUGUGUGAGAAUGUCAGAUGUUCAAGUCCAAACUGUGAUUCUAAAAAGGGAGAAUAUUUACAGAUACCAGCAGAAGGAUGUUGUCCCGAGUGUGUACGGAGAAUGUCACCUUGUCAGUAUGAAUCCCAAACAACACCACACAACUCUGUAUGGAGUCCAGACAGAUGUAAAUUUUGUCAUUGUUAUGAUGGAGAGGUGACCUGUACAGAUCAGUCAUGUCCAUCCUUAAGAUGUCGGCCAGGGGAAGUUUUGCAAAUUUUAGCUGACCACUGUUGUCCACAAUGCAUCCCAACAGGAAGACCCUGUGAGUAUGCGCAUCAUGUUUUCCAAGAUGCGACAGAGUGGUCUCCCAUUCCAUGCACUAUGUGUGUCUGUCGUGACGGACAGACAAUCUGCUAUCCAAUACAGUGUCCCUCAUUUGUUUGUCCACAGGGAAAAUCCAUGGAAAGAAGACCAGGAUCAUGUUGUCCUUCCUGUGUUGGAUCUUACUGUACAGAUGCCAAGAUACAUUAUAAGGGUAAAUUUGGGAAAAUCAGAGACAUAUAA